AUGAAUAAGUACAAUCUCUGUAAGUUAAAAAAUAGGACGCUCAUUCAAGUCUGCGGUUCAGAUUCUUUUAGGUUUCUUCAAAGUUUGACAACAAAUGAUUUAAGCAAAAUAAUGAAUGAAGAAGAUAUUACGUUAAAUAAGAAACUACUCAAUAAUAUAUUACCUAAUAAGUCUGAUUCAAGUAUAUAUGAUAAAAUUAGUAACCCUAGUACAAAAUAUAAAAAAUUAACGCAAGGUUUACCCUCCUUAUUUUUGUUAAACAAUGGAAAAAUAUUAUUCGAUUGUUUUAUAUAUAAUAUAGAAUAUAUUCAUGAAAGGAAUUUCUUUAGGUUGUUUUACAUUGACUGUAAUGUGGAAAUUGUAAAAUUAAUAUUGAAUGUAUUAGAAAAACGGAAACUAUCAUGUGAUGUUUAUUUUAAAGAGAUGACAAAUAUUGAUGUUUACCAGCUCUUGCCUUGUAUAUCAUCUUUAAGCGAGAAAAGUCUUUACGAUACUGGAGAUGUUAGUAACAAUAAUGAUAAUCAUACAACUAGCAUUCCCCAGGGAGGUAGUAGUAGCAGUAUCACGUAUGAUGGUAAUAGCAACAGCGUGAUAACUUUUCAUAAUGAUUUUUUAAAAGGGUUCAACGGAGAAGGUGCCCUUUUCUACUCUCGGGAUCAAAGAAAUGACCUUCUAGGAUACAGAAUAUACGAAUUGCGCAAGAAAGCAAAAAAUGGGUUGCAUAAAAAUAUGUGCGAGACUAUAAGUAGUAAUGGAAAUACUAAGGAAGAUAAAAACGUUAGAAACUAUAUUUACGAAAUUAAUAAUGGAGUAAUAAAUGAAACCUGUGAUAUACUACGCAAAUUUGAAGCAGAAGAAAAACGGAAAAUUACGGAAAUCUUCAUUUACGAUUAUUUCAAGCUAAAUUUAGGAAUAAUUGAGAAUUUAUAUUCAAAUUAUACAUUUUUUAAAGAAAACACACGAAAUAAUAUAAAUGAUGCUAAUACAGCUAAUAAUAACACAACAAUAGAUAGUGGUUGCGUUUUAAAUAAUAACAAACGAGCAAAAAAUGAAAGAGAUUUAUUUUCGUUCAAAGAUUUGUCACCUUUUGAUCUGAAUUAUGAUAAAUUAAAUUAUUUAACGAAGGAUAAAGGCUGUUAUGUGGGACAAGAAGCUAUAAACAGAACUAGAAAUAAAAUAUUUAUAAAUAAGUAUCAACUGUUGAUAUGCAUUAAUUAUGACUAUUAUAAUAUAUUUCUUGGAAAUUCCCAUAACUUAAAUAAAGUUAUACAGGACGAUUUUAUCUAUUACAAUUAUUUAAAAGAAAUAUGUGAUAAGAAUUUAUUGAGGUCUUCUUUUUUUUUACUAAAAAAUGCCUUAAAAUGUGAGGAAAAUGUCAUUAAUUAUGAAAAUCAGUAUAAUGUACUUAUUCAGGAUAAGCACACAAACAGUAAUACUCUCUCUAAUAAUAUUAUUGGUCAUGUUUUUUAUUAUAACCAUGUAAUGGGUCUAUGUUUUCUAAUCAAAAAAAAAAUAAAUCUUUUAACACAAAAUUUAUAUUCUGUUUCUUCAAAUAUAUACAUUAAAAACAAAGUUAACAAGGAAAGUCAUAGAAUUUGUUUGUUGCCAUUUAAAAACAAUAAAGUCUUUUAA
Messenger RNA from Plasmodium malariae, 1632 nucleotides. RefSeq names its product aminomethyltransferase, putative. Lineage: Eukaryota; Apicomplexa; Aconoidasida; Haemosporida; Plasmodiidae. The transcript has a single exon. Gene Ontology annotation, cellular component: mitochondrial matrix. Bases 1 to 1632 code for a protein of 543 amino acids. The record is from RefSeq and is a predicted model, not a curated record.